This is a messenger RNA of Annulohypoxylon maeteangense, 1044 nucleotides long. Its product is annotated as capsule polysaccharide biosynthesis protein. NCBI's taxonomy places the organism in Eukaryota, Fungi, Ascomycota, Sordariomycetes, Xylariales, Hypoxylaceae. The coding region runs from base 1 to 1044 and encodes 347 amino acids. The record is from RefSeq and is a predicted model, not a curated record. The transcript is spliced from 2 exons.
AUGGCUUCCGCCGCCGCAUCCGCGAACGGGGUGAUACGGGUUGUCGGGCCUGCACUCAUACCAGCGAUAGCUUACGGCGCUUAUAAAGGCAAUGCAUUGGGGUUUCUAGAGUCUUUUUUCACAGGCCCCGGCAGAACGAGUCGAAUCAUAGCUCUGGCCGUCGUGCUAUACAACUGGAAGAGCCUGCCUUUCGCAUGGACUUUCCGCGUCUUCGGUGCCAUGACCUCCCAUUUCGCGUUCCGGCGCCUGCAUUCACACGGUCCUGAUAAGCUGUUCCACCCUGUUAUCACGCCUUCGCAUGUUACCCUGCUCGAGGUCGACUACAACAUUCACAAAUCUAACUCAACCUACUUCGCUGACCUCGAUGUGAGCCGAUCCCACCUCGUCUCUCACCUGUUCGCGCGCGGGUGUGCCGCUAUUGCAAAUAACAACUCUACGAAGCUCGUCAUGAACCCGUCCGACCCCUCGAAGCCGGCUAAGGGCAGGUUUUCCGUUAUGCUCGGCGCCGUUCACUGCAGUUUCAAGAAAGAGCUUCAACCAUACCAAAAAUACGAGAUGUGGAGCCGUGUCCUGAGCUGGGAUCGCAAGUGGAUGUACAUCGUCACGCAUUUCGUUGAAAAGGGCGCCGUGAAGCCGCGUUCGUGGGACGCAAGUAGUUUCGGGCCGACGAGGGAGAAUGAGGGGAAGCUUGAGGACUGGGAGAAGAAGAUCCAUGCCACGGCUAUCAGCAAGUACGUUUUCAAAGUCGGUCGAUUAACGGUACAUCCUGCGGUUCUCAUCGAGGCCAGUGGUCUUCUACCCGAACGACCCGGAGGUUGGGUCUCCAUAGGGAACGGGAUGGCUCCACCGUCCCACACAGUAAUUGGUGGCGCUAUUUCGGAAGCCGAGGCUGAUUUCGAGUCCACGGAUUGGAAUUGGCAGCAUACCGAAAAAUUACGACAGAAGGGUCACGAAUACGCGGAGCAUUUCGCAGCGCUCGACCAUCUGCACAGCCACUUCGACGGCGGCGAAGAUGGCGCGCUUGGAAUAUUCGGUCUCUCAUAA